This is a messenger RNA of Camellia sinensis, 1793 nucleotides long. RefSeq names its product RNA-binding protein P. The record is from RefSeq and is a predicted model, not a curated record. NCBI's taxonomy places the organism in Eukaryota, Viridiplantae, Streptophyta, Magnoliopsida, Ericales, Theaceae. Gene Ontology annotation, molecular function: RNA binding.
UAAUUACGAGAACCUUGCUAGCGAGAAGUCACUCUUGUUGUAAAGCAGAACGAAACUGAAACCCUAGCUGUAUGCGAUAGAGAGAUUUUGGUCUCAAUGGCGAAAAAGAGAAAAGCACAAGCUCAAGUCGAAGAACAAGUAAUUGCAAAGCCCGAUUCAUCAUCCGAAGAAGAAGAAGAAGAAGAAGAAGAAGUUGAAGAAGAAGUAGAAGAAUCAGAAGAGGAAUCGGAAGAAGAGUCCGAAGAAGAAUCAGAAGAAAACGAAGAAGAAGAAGAAGAAGAAGAAGAAGAAGAAGAAGAUGAUGAUGAAUUGAAGAAAGAAACUAUGAGAAAGCUUCUCGAACCCUUCGGCAAAGAACAAAUCCUUGAUUUGCUCAAAGAAGCCGCUCUCAAGAACCCUAGUAUCAUCGCUCGAAUCACUCAAUCGGCGGAGUCCGAUCCGGCUCAUCGCAAUGUCUUCAUUCAUGGCCUCGGAUGGGACGCUACAACCGAACAAGUCCUCUCAAUCUUCAAACCCUUCGGCGAAAUCGAAGAAUGCAAGGUCGUCACUGACAAAGUCACAGGAAGAGCAAAGGGUUAUGGGUUCGUACUCUUCAAGACUCGAAUCGCAGCACAGAAAGCCCUCAAGCAGCGCCAGAAGAAGAUCGGGAAUCGAAUGGCCUCGUGCCAGCUCGCCUCUGCCGGAGUCCCCAACAAUCAGGCCGGUCAAGAGCCAGCUGGUAGGAAAAUCUAUGUUGCGAAUGUCGGGUCUCAUGUGAAUCCCGAAAAGCUUCGAUCUUUCUUUGCGAAAUUUGGGGAAAUUGAGGAAGGUCCUUUGGGUCAUGACCCUGUGACUGGGAAGCUAAAAGGGUUUGCAAUUUUUAUAUACAAGAAUGAAAAGGAUUGUAAGAAGGCAUUGGAAGAGCCUGUGAAGGUGUUUGAAGGGAUUCAAAUGCAGUGCCGGCGAGCUGCCGAAGGUCGGAAUAAUAAAAACCAGGCAGUUGUGUUGGGUGCGUCUGUUGGUGGUGGUGGUGUUGCUUCAAUACAGCAGAGUGAGAUAAACACCAUGAAUUAUGGCUUGGGUAUGAAUCCGGGAAUUCUUGGUCAAAAUGUUAAUACGGCUGCAGUUAUGAUGGGCCAAAAUCCCGGGAUUGGGUUGGCAAAUCCGAUGAUGGCCUCGGCAUUGAAUCAGACUGGGUUGCCCCCGUCCAUGGGGGCAAACCCAUCAUUGGGUUUCAGUGGGAAUUAUGGCAUUAAUAGCGUAAACCCGAGCUUGAUGGGUGGUUAUGGUUCCCAAGCUGCUUUGCAGGGUAGUUAUGGUUCUCAAGCUGCUUUACAGGGUAAUUACGGUUCCCAAGCUGCUAUGCAGGGUCUCGGUGCUUACCAGAACGCUCAAUUGGGACAUUCUUCUGCAGGAGCAACAGCAGCGGCAGCAACAAGGCCACAAUCUGGUUUUGGAUCUGCGGCAACUACCUUUCCCUCCUAUUUUGGCCGCUAGGUUCCGAGACACACAGCCAGUUGAUAGUUCUGCAGACUGAAGGUGGUUGUUAAAUUUCCGCACAGAGAUAGUUAGAAAGCAGGAAAUGCAAUCUUUGCUGCAUUUUGUACUAGACAAUAUCGGAAGUACAAAUUUUCUGAAGAAACGGACUUGUUAUUUUUUUAAUUAUCUUUGUUUUAAUAUUUAAAUUUUGUAAUACCAGACUUUUUGUUAUUUUUUUAAUUAUCUUUGUUUUAAUAUUUAAAUUUUGUGAUACCAGACUUCUUUUGGUUGGAAGAUUAGUCCUGGGCUUGUUUGGUUGCGUUUAUUUUUACAAA